GACGCCACACGUUCACCGGAGACAUGGCGUCAAACGGCAAGAUCUGAACUUUGCAGGAGCCGCCGUGCAGGAUUAUCGAGCUGUCCACCGUCUGCAGAGCGACGAGCGGGAGCCAGAGUGCGCGUCAGUGGAUCGGUCACCGGGAACAGGCUCCGUGAUGCCGCGCGGGGACGGAGGUCUGGGGGCCUGGCAGGUGCUGAUGACCAUCUCCCUGGUCAUCGCCCCCCUGUCUGCACACGGGAGGCAUUCGCUGACCAGGCGCCAUCAUCACCACAACCAAUCAUCUCUCAGCAACGAGGCCUUGAACACCAGGAUGAUGCUGAGUGAUGACUCGGCGGAGAGAGACCACCUGAUCGGAGCAGGUCUCGGGGCCAAACUCCCCCUCAGCUCCGCCAAACAUCACCAUUCUCGCAAACACGUCCACCUCGACUUCGUGGAGGAGGACCCACCUGUCGUGGAGGAGCUCACUGCCGGUGGUGCAGGUCCAGACCAGCCCGGAAACCCCCUGACCGAGGACGGCAUCACCGUGGCGUUCCACAGCCCGGCGCCGGAUGUUGUGCCCUCUGAUGCUUUGGAUUUGGCAAAAGUCCCCAAACCCCAGAAGCAGAAAGGGGCGGACCCCACCGCAUGGACGCUCUCGGACUUUUACGACUACCUUGCACCUGACGAUGACCUCUCAGCAUUGGAUACGACCCCGGAGCCCGAGCCCACGCCUUCCCCCCCAGCCGACAUGGAGGAUGAGAAUCCUCGCCUUACUGUUUCUCCUGCUGUCCCUGACAGUGUGAUGCCUAAAGUGGAGAGUGAGCCCUCCUCACCUGCUCCGCCGAUGCCAGGGCCAGACAAGGACGAUAGGGUCGGCGUGGGCGGUGCCAUGGGGGCUGACGGCUGCAGGCUGGGCUUUGUCCGCUCUGGACCAGGCGUGUGUGUGUCUCAGUGUGACACUGAAACCAAUUUCUGUCUCAAUGGAGGGGUGUGCACCGUGGUGGCAGGAAUGGGGGCUUUCUGCAGGUGUAACGUGCAGGACUACAUCUGGAACAAAGGCACGCGCUGUGAUUGGGCGGUCACAGAGUUUCAGGUGAUUUGCGCGGUGGUGGGCGUGUCCUCCUUUGUGCUCCUCCUCCUCUUCAUGAUCAUCGUAUUCUUUGCCAAGAGGCUGCACCGCCUCAAGAACGAGAACAGGCGCCUUCGCAAACGCAGUAAGUACCGGCCGCAGAGCAGCGAGCCACAGACGGACGGCCUCUCGGUUUCCACGAUGGCCGACGGCUCGCAGCCAAAUGUAAGGAAACUGUGCGACACCCCUCCGCCCGCUCCCCAAGCUCACACUCACAACCUGGCGUACUAUGACAACAUUAUCUGUCAGGAUGACCCCCACAAGAAGGAGGACCCAGGGAAGUCCUUGCAGCCCAAGGAAGAGGGCUCUAUGAACAUCCUCAACUCUCAUUCCCCCAAGCAUGAGAACAAUCGCCCGCCCUCCGCCGCCCACGACCACGACCUCACUCCCAACAACACAGAGGAGAACGCCGAGGAUGGAGUCACUAUUGGCCUGGAAGUGCUCCUGCCCAAAGAGGCCAAGCUCCACCCAGAGACCAGCUCGCCCCUUCAGUACGACGUCUUCCUCUACAAGGUCGCCAACAAUGGAGACACUGACUCUCCCAGCCAAGCCCCUCCCUCACACAGUGCCAACUCUCACUCCACCUGUCACCACAUCCCCAAAUCGCCCAAGAAGCCCAAGUCGCCCAAGGUGUCAAAGUCAUCCAGAUCACCCAAACACACCAAGGAGCAUCCACCCGUCAACCAUGAGCCCUUGUCUGUGAGGCACUCCUCACCUGGCCGUCACCUCUCUACCGCUAAUUACCCUCCAUGCUCUCGUCACUCUGCACCCGAGUGCUACUCUUCCCCCAGCUGCCACCCAUCCUCCCACCACUCUCCCUCCCAGUACAAACGAGUGCCCACAUCCGCCUCCACCUCGCCCCAGAUGCGCAGGCCCAGAGGUCGAACUCAAGGUCCCGACUCAGAGCGCUCGGAGACCCGGAGAGAGCACCACAGCGGACAUAUUCGUCCGUCUCCAUCCUCGCCUCAUCUUACCCAGCCUUCUCCAUCACCAUCAGGCAGGGCGAAGUACAGCCCGGUCAGCACCCGAUCCCUGCCACCGCUCUCCUGACCAGGCCUUCACCCAGUGCGGCUUGGCGUCCAUUAACUCAAACGCACAAAACAUCUCUCAUGAUCUAAUCUCUUCACUGAUCUGUCCAUCAAUACUCUAACCCUUUAAUUUGUGAUUUAUAGGUGAAUUGUCUACCCAUCCGCCAUCCAUCUUUGUACUCUGACUCCCUAAGUUUAUACCCGGACGAUGAGCACAGCACCUGCUCCAUGGAGCCAGAAAACUAGAACUGGGAUCACACUGUAUCCACUACACUCAGAAACAGAUGCGCCAAAACAAAUAAAUCACUGUGUAGUCUCUGCAGCCACACGUUCAAACCUUUGUGUAAAUAAUUUAACGUCUCAAAGCUCAGGUUACCGCUCUCACAAACACAUAAAACAAAUCAGUAAAUCUCCUAGAACGGUGCCAACGACUGCUGAAGAUAGUGUGUGCAAAGGUUCCAUAGAGGUUUACAACAGCAGCCUUAGUGUUUUCAACUGUUUAUACAAAUCUUUUGCUAUUCAGUGUGUACGAUUAUUAUGUGUUUUCAAAGGCUUUUUGGUAUGUUUUUCAUGUUUCUAAUCCUCAAUAAAAAAGAUGAACGAAAAAAUGUCCAGCAUUGAGCUCUACAGACAGAGAGAGGGGAAGAGGAGCAAAGCAAACAGAGAGACGCUGAUGAAACAGGAAUAAAAGAUGAGGCUUGUCAAUGAAUGUUAAAAAAUACGAG
This is a messenger RNA of Platichthys flesus (European flounder), 2864 nucleotides long. RefSeq names its product chondroitin sulfate proteoglycan 5b (gene cspg5b). The record is from RefSeq and is a predicted model, not a curated record. The transcript is spliced from 6 exons. Gene Ontology annotation, biological process: nervous system development. The coding region runs from base 158 to 2161 and encodes 667 amino acids. Lineage: Eukaryota; Metazoa; Chordata; Actinopteri; Pleuronectiformes; Pleuronectidae.